CCAAAUAAGGGAAGUGAAUUGUAAACCAGUCCCAAAUCUUCAAAAUCUACCAAGUGGGAGAAAAAAUAAAUAUUCCAAAUAAGUGGAGUGAAUUGUAAACCAGUCAAAAAUCGUGAAAGGGGGAUAACAGACAGGAGGUGAUAAUGGAUGUGGCACCUUGGAACCUGCUACAGAUAGCAUUCAUCGUUGUCUGGCCAGCAUGGACGUCCUUUACCAAGAUGCCCAAUGGCAUGUCCCUGUUGGCAGCCUACCUUUUCCUGUUGGUGCUGUGUAUCCCGCCCGUGUUCAUACAGUUGAAACUGGGCAACCAUCAACAGAAGGGGAUUGUGUCUCUCCUCUCUACACAUGUACCAAUACUGAAGGGUAUUGGUAUAACGUUACUCAUACAGCUGUUCCUUAUGUGUGUGUUUAUGGCCCCUCUUGUGACCCACUACGGAAUGUACGCUUUCAUCGCCAUAGCGAAAAACCCCUACGUGUGGACUAGCUGUGCUAAUGUAUGGAACACAGCCUCAUGUUUUCAAAAUCCAACAGAUUUGCUUGGUACAAUGUUAACCUCUGGGCAGAAGCAUAAUGUGCCACCAUCACUAAUUCCUGCAGAGUCAGAAUUCUUUGAUAAUGAGUACCUCCAGAUCUCUGGCAACAUUUCUGAUGUGCGUGGCUUUGCGGUAUGGGGUUUCUCGGACGAGGUGAACAAGGCGGGAGUGUCAGUGUUGCCCUUAGCAAUGGUUGGCGUGUGGGUGUUCAUCUUCCUAGGGCUUGCAUUUGGGGCACGGGUGUGCGGUUUGAUCCUGUUCAUCCUGGGCCCAGGUUUUCUGGCCCUGAUGUUCACCGUGCUGGGAUACGGCUACAGUCACCUGGAGUCUAAUGGGACGAACACAUUCCUGGGAGUAUUGUAUACCUUGGAUAUGACUCAGUUCCAUCAGCUGCAUGAUGAGAACACGCCUCUCAUUCAGGACUGGCUAGACGGGUUCUCCCUGGUGACCCACUCUGUUCCUGUCUGGACGGCCAUACUGCCAACAAUGGGGAAAAUGACUGGUCAAGGGCGCCUCAGUAGAAAUAUAUCUUGGAUAUUUGUGAUCCUGGUAUAUGCUGCCACAUGUCAGCUACCCCAGCUCGCCAUGGCUCCCUACAUUGGCAAUCUACAACACAUUGUGCCCAGCUACAUGUACAACAUUAAAGGUCUGGAUGUGAUAUUCACGACCAUGCCAGCAGCGUUUUCUCACCUGGGCAUACCCUCUGUCUACGCUCUCUUAUUCUACCUGUCCAUAUUCCUUGCGGGUCUCAUGUUCUUGAUAGUUUCCAUGUUUACAAUACUGGACAACCUCGUGGACGGCCUCGUGGCAUGGAGUGAAACGUUCCAAGAAAGGCGGGCCUGUAUCAACUUCUGUGCAGCGUUUGCUCUUAUAUCCGUGGGCAUUGGGGCAUCUAUUCUUCAUACGACGCAGGCUGGGUUAUACUACAUCAUAGUGAUGGACCAGUGCGUACCAAAGCUGUUUUUCCUCACCGUGGCCCUGUAUGGACUCACCCUUAUCAUCAUUUAUGCAAAGCAGAACUUUGGCAUCGCAGAGCGGGUUGUGAUGUCGGUGUGGUGUGGAGUGUCUACGCUCAUUACAGCCGCCAUAUUCUUGUACCAGUUUAUUACUGAGUUGGAAGACAUUCCCCGCUACCACGAGAUGGAGAUCAAAGGCCUGUGGGACUUGGUGUGUUGGAUAUUCGCCAGUGCCCCGUUUCUCGCCAUACCUGCAGCCAUGAUCCACGCCUGUCAGUCAGAGGACGGCACAUGUGUAGAGCGAAUCAAGUUUGUAUUUUGUGGCAUCAAGCAAGACCCCUAUAGCCCGCCAGAAGAGUACGGCUACCGCCACCCCGACCCCAGCGCUCCACCCUAUGGAGGAAUAGACCAUCCCACAUACACAUACAUGGACCAAGAUGGCUACCCGAUGGAGGAUUUAUCAUGUUACAAGUCAGACUGAGAUCUUGUGACAAAAAGAUUAACUGGUGAACAUUUUGUGAAAUAUGUGGGUACCUUUAGAGAUCAUUUAGUGGAAAUAGUUUAAAUAUUUGUUAUUGUUUGUUAUAUGGUUCAUAUAUGUGGUCUGUGACCAUCCCUGGUACAGAUAUGUGAACAAACAAUAUAUAUCCUAUGGUGAAAUGUUUGUAUUACAAACCUCAUUGUUUGAAAAUGUGGGUAAUUUGUAAAAAGAAGAGGAUUGUGUUGAUUUAUUCAGAUUUGUCAGUAUUUGGAAAAUACUCAUUCUAUAUAAUCAUGUAUGGAUCAGGACAGAUAUCUUAUGGAGGACUUACCAUGUUGCAAGUCAGACAGAUGAAAUGCAGGUUAGCUCCUUAGUUAUUAAGGAUAUGUGCAAUUUAUGCCUGAUGAAAAUGGAUUUAUGAUGAUUUCUCAGUUUUUGUUUAUGUGAUGACAUGUAAAGGUCUUUCUACAGACACAUAUAUGAGCUCAAGAUGACAGUUUCUCUAUUUCCUGCAAAGCAAGUCCCAUGUGGAUAAACAGUGUAAUAUGUCCCGGAUCAGUGAUUCAGUGUGGACCUCUCACAUAUCUGCUCAGGACCCAUGGUAGUGAAACAUGGGGAUCCUGAGUGAUGCAUCCAAACUUGAAGGUGAACCAGUGCCAAGAGUACAUAUAUUAAUAUUUGUUAGAAGUUUUGUGACAGGAAUAGGAGAGUCAGUUAAAAUCAAGCAUGUGUUAUAUACAGUAUAUAAAUGUACAUGGUGUGUGGAAAAGAUAAGUCAUCUAAAGCAGGACUUACUUUACUGUAAUUCUGACUAUAUUCAUAUUAUUAGCUUGCAUUUGUAUGUGAAACAAUGAACAAGGGUUUAUUUAGCGUGUGAAGUGUCAAGUUUCUUUAGUUAAAUAAUAUUUUUUUCAGGUUUCAGGUUUAAAAUAUUGCAGUAUGUUUUUAUCUGAACAAUUUGUGGCUAAAGUUUUACACCCAUUCCCAUUGUUAACUAUAAUUGUGUACUUUCUGCAAUAAAAGUCGGAAUUAAUAUUUUUUAUGUGGAUAUACUGGUUUAUUCGGCAAAUACUAUUUGGACAACUUAUAAUAUAUGUUUGUUCAUGGUACUGACAGCAACUGUUUAUAAAAUACUGCAAUUUGUUACUCCAGAUAUAUAUAUUAAUGAAUAUGCAAGUUGUAAAAACGCUGGUAUCAGAUACCUUCAUUCUAUAUUCACUCAUAUAGCUAGGUCAUGCAAUAGUAGAUAUAUAUCUCUGGCCUGUCACAAGACUUUUGUAACUCGAUAUAGAAAUAGAAGACGUGACAACAGACGGACACUAAGCCCGCGAGUUGUGUAAGGGAUUGGAUUAUAAAUAAGUCUAGUCAGUUAUUCUAAAAUUCCAAAACCAGAUGGUAGAAUAUUUCCUUUGUCAGAUAUUGAUGUUAGUAUAGUUAUGUAAAUGUAUUUCAAGCGCUCAGUGCAACACUGGCUCAACUCCUUUUUAUGGAGUUACUUCCGUCUGGCGCUGAACCCUUGAAUUUCAAUGAAUCUGUUCCUAGUGGAUUUCUCAACCAGGGGUCGUUUCAAGAUCGUUGCUGAUUUUAGUCCUAAAUUAAAUUAUAUUAUUGUCAUAUUACCGUUAUUUAGAUACAUAUUUGUGUUUAUUAUAUGCCUAUCAAAUUCCUUUUCCAUAUCCAACAGUGAAAAUACAACCCACUGUUUUGAAAAAUCCGUAUCUUGAUACUGUCAUUUUCUGAUCCCGUAUCAUGCGAGUACUGUGUGUUAUGUCGGAACUACUUUCGCGUUGCUAAAAAUAGCGUGACAAAAAAACCCUGGUAAAACCUGUCAACUUUUAAAUACAUUAAAUUAUCUAUCUUUACUCACGCUCCUCAAGCAUGUUAAAAUUCAGGAACAUGGUUCUCAUGUUCUUCAAAGAACCAUGAGGAAAAGCACAAAGUAGAGAACACUUCCAAUUUAUCUAGACAGCUACUUCAGUGAACUAGUUGUUUGCCAUUUCGAAGUUCAUAAAGAGUUGCAUUAAAUCCAUGUUUAUUAUUAUAAAAUAUAAGGAGCUCGCCAAUACAAAGAAGAAGGCGAAUUCGCGUCAUCGAUAGAAAUAGUGUUUGACUCACAAACUUCCCUCAAUUCUGCAUAUUAUGAUCGUCAAAAAAUCCCACAAAUGUUUACUUUGUUAAAAACGGCUGCGUUACAUC
Messenger RNA from Mya arenaria, 4166 nucleotides. Its product is annotated as sodium- and chloride-dependent GABA transporter ine-like. The transcript has 14 exons. Gene Ontology annotation, cellular component: membrane. The record is from RefSeq and is a predicted model, not a curated record. The coding region runs from base 144 to 1970 and encodes 608 amino acids. Lineage: Eukaryota; Metazoa; Mollusca; Bivalvia; Myida; Myidae. Gene Ontology annotation, biological process: sodium ion transmembrane transport.